Polistes dominula (European paper wasp) is the source of this 2972-nucleotide messenger RNA. RefSeq names its product DDB1- and CUL4-associated factor 10 homolog. Lineage: Eukaryota; Metazoa; Arthropoda; Insecta; Hymenoptera; Vespidae. Gene Ontology annotation, molecular function: protein binding. Gene Ontology annotation, cellular component: Cul4-RING E3 ubiquitin ligase complex. The record is from RefSeq and is a predicted model, not a curated record.
GGUUGCAUGCAUGUGUCAUCCUAACCUCAUGCACUUUUUCGUAUGUACAUAUACAUACAUAUAUAUAUAUUAUUAAAUAUAUAUAUAGCAAAGUUCGUAGCUAAAUUCAUAGUGAUUUCUAAUGUGCAAUCGUUAAUCGACGUGUUUUGCGAGAUAUCGAUAUUAAACGUCAAAGCGAAGAUGGCGUGUAUUUAUAUUGUGUCUGGUUUUUAAACUUUAUUUGAAUUUUAUCGAAAAGUGACAGGAAGAUAGGAUACAGUUAUUCGAUAUAUCGUCCGAAUAAUUCAAGAUCGUAUUAAGAAUAUUUCAUUGAAUUGGAAUGUUAAAACAUAUUUCGAAACGUCACGUGCGAUUUUGUCCACAAGGGGCAUUUUAUACUUAACCUAUUCUCGUGUGAACCUUGAACCGUAGUAGUGUUUAAAUUGAUUCUAUGUAGAGUAGAUCUCUGAUAAGUCUUAAAGAUUACAUUAAUUUGUUGAUUUCAAAUUAUUUUUUAUUUGUCGAACCAUCGCAGGACUUCGAUUUAUUUAAACAAUCAAAGGGAGGAGAGUCAAAAAGCUUGUGUUUGAAAUUAAACUUGAUAUUUAUUAUUUAUCAAAACACACAUAUUUGGGAUACUUUUUGUAAUCAACAGAAUAAACUUCCUUUGAAUGUAGAAAAUAUUAGUAUUUGGGUGAAAUGCCAAAAAUAAAAACCAAACAAACAUCUAACAAUUUAUGGAUAAGACAACGCGAACUUGGCAUAACGUUUCCUCUUGGACAUAAUGAUCGUUUUCACAAAACUCUUUACUCAUCCAUUUUUCCCAUAACAUCUUGGGAUCAUGGAGACAACUUGGCUGUCGCUAGACAUGGCGGUGUCUUUAAUUUGGAAUAUUCUCCUGACGGAUCACUUUUACUGGCAGCAUGCGAGAAGAAAAGUAUUUUGAUGUUCGAUCCAUUAUGUAGAAAAUUAAUACGAGCAAUAGAUAAUGCUCAUAAUGAUUGUGUUAAUUGUGUCAGAUUCCUAGAUCAGCGUAUGUUUGCUACCUGUUCCGAUGAUAGUACCGUUGCUCUUUGGGAUGCCAGAAACUUGAAGCAGAGAAUAAGAACUUUACAGGGACAUUCUAAUUGGGUUAAAAAUAUAGAAUAUAGCCCUAAGGAUGGCUUAUUAUUAACUAGUGGGUUUGAUGGUAGUAUAUAUACUUGGGAUAUUAAUAGUUUUACUGAAAAUAAUUUUCUUUAUAAACGCGUCUUUCACACUAAUGGAUUGAUGCGAACGAGACUUAGUCCUGAUGCUAGUAAAAUGUUAAUAUGUACUACAUCUGGAUAUCUUAUCAUUAUACAUAAUCUUCAAUUAAGUACGCUUUCUGAUGAUUUGGCUGGAUUCAAGGUAUUUGAUCCUAACAUGUAUCGACUGAUGCAAUUAUCUCAAACCACUAUACCUAUUGCUGCCACUUUUACACAUUUAUUUUCUCAUUCACGUAAACAUAACAGAGUAGAAUUCUUAACGGAUUUUCCUGCAGGAGACGAUGCAGAAGUGAUCUCUAGUCUUCAAGUACAUCCGCAAGGAUGGUGUGCCUUGUCCCGGAAUAUCAGUAACGGAGAAAAGUCAGAGUGGACUUGUGUUCAUGAUAUUCAAGAAAGAGACAUGUCAGAAUGUAUAGAUCAAGUGAAAGAAGCCGAAGAAACAUCUCAAUUAAAUGAAUCAACUAUCGAAGAAUUUGAAGAUUCACAACAACCGCAAUCUUCACGUUCAGGAAUUACGUCGUCCUUCGUGAUUGAGAGCGCAAAUCGUGCAAGAGUUGUUCACACCGUAUCCGAUGUAAGACCAAAUUCGUUUGUCUCAACAGAAAAUUCACAACCGAUAACACCGUUAAGAGCCAUGAGUUGGCGAGAAAGUUCACGUCGUAACGUACGUGUUGUGCAAUCAAGAAGUCCAAGGCCGGAAAGGAAUUUUGUCAGGACGAAUUUUGGUUUUAUCGAGGUCAAUUCGAAUUUAGAUGCUAACGUUUCUCGAAUGAACGCGAAUCAAGAUGAGGACAGACAAGAUAGUAGAUAUAUUAUUGGUACGGAAGAUAAUAGCGAAGGAGCGAAUGAUGAUUCGGUGGAUAAUCGAGACAGAGAUGGGGAACAAGAAUACAGAUCGCAAAGAUCGAAUUCACAAUUGAACGAUCUAAGAAGACGCAAUGGAAUGAAUAAUUUUCCUCCUGCCAAUGUAGAAUUGUACGUAAACAACAGUGACGUUUGGGAAGCUCUCGUGGCAAUAAGGGAAGCAAGAAAUCGAAGGGACCGCGAGAGAGAAUCUUAUCCGACUGCUGAGAGAAGUGACUGGAUUGCUAGAGCUAGUAAUGGCGUGAGCGUUAAUAUUCCUCGUUCAUCUCAUACCGUAGUCAUUAUCGGUGAUAGAACUAGAACGCAAAUUCCAAAUAGACAGGGCCAACAAAUGAUGUACGCGAUACCGAGAAAUCAUAAGAUACAUCAGAAUACUUCUAGGUUGACUCAUUAUAUACAAGAACCAAACGUCGGUUCUGGUUAUAUCAAAGAAUUAUGUUUUUCCGCAGACGGUAGAUUAAUAUGUUCUCCUUUUGGUUACGGCGUUAGAUUCUUAGCAUUUUCCAACGAUUGUGCCGAAUUAUCAAAUUGCGUUCCUCCGGCUCAAGAGCCUGUGCAACUUAGCGAAGUAACUACUAGCUUCAGUCACACCGACAUCGUAGUUAGUACGAAAUUUUCACCAAAGCAUUGCUUGGUUGUAUCCGGUUGUUUAAGCGGAAAAAUAGUUUGGCAUCAGCCUGUACUUUAGUUGAAUCUUAAGUUUACGGCUGAAUUUACUAUUAUCACAAAAUAUUAGAGGAAUUGUGGCUUCUUUUUCAUAGAUCCGUUUUUUCUUUUGUCGUUUGUUUUAUACUAAAGCAACGUCCACUUCAUUGAUUUCAUUUCUUUCUUUUUCCUCCUCUCAUUUAUUUAUUUUUUGUUUUUUUUUUGUUUUUAAACAAU